Molecule: messenger RNA, 1810 nt
Organism: Acomys russatus (golden spiny mouse)
Lineage: Eukaryota; Metazoa; Chordata; Mammalia; Rodentia; Muridae
Gene: Fgfr1op2
Product: FGFR1 oncogene partner 2
Exons: 7
Coding region: 146-907 (253 amino acids)
Biological process (GO): response to wounding
Source: RefSeq, a predicted model, not a curated record
AGUGAGUGGACUAACACACGCGUGGGCGAGCCCCAGAGCCGGGCUCCCUCUCCCCGUGCUCUCGCCGAGCCCCUGCCGGGACCCGAGGUACGGAAAGUUCCACGGAGACCCCGAGCCUGCGCCCCGCAGGACACCCCUUCCGGAAAUGAGCUGCACAAUUGAGAAGGCACUUGCUGACGCUAAAGCCCUUGUGGAAAGGCUGAGAGACCAUGAUGAUGCAGCAGAGUCUCUGAUCGAGCAGACCACGGCCCUCAGCAAGCGAGUGGAAGCAAUGAAGCAGUAUCAGGAAGAAAUCCAAGAACUUAAUGAAGUUGCAAGACACCGGCCACGGUCCACGCUAGUUAUGGGAAUCCAGCAAGAGAACAGACAGAUCAGAGAACUACAACAAGAGAACAAAGAACUGCGAACAUCUUUGGAAGAGCACCAGUCUGCCUUGGAGCUGAUAAUGAGCAAGUACCGAGAGCAAAUGUUCAGACUGCUGAUGGCUAGCAAAAAAGACGACCCAGGUGUCAUCCUGAAGUUAAAGGAGCAGCACUCAAAGAUUGACAUGGUGCCUCGUAACCCCUGCGAAGGACUCUUCCUUGAUGCACCUCGGCUCGUCCUUGAAGCACCUCAGCAUGGCCUGGAGAGGAGGCACUUGGAAGCAAAUCAGAAUGAACUGCAAGCACAUGUUGACCAGAUUACCGAGAUGGCAGCAGUGAUGAGAAAAGCUAUUGAAAUUGACGAACAGCAGGGUUGCAAGGAACAGGAGCGAAUAUUUCAACUCGAACAAGAAAACAAAGGCUUGAGAGAAAUCCUUCAGAUAACUCGAGAAUCCUUUUUGAACCUUCGGAAGGAUGAUGCAUCAGAGAGUACAUCUCUGUCUGCAUUAGUGACUAACAGCGACCUGAGUCUGAGGAAGAGCUGAGGGACCUUCUACAUGGUCACCAGGACGAGCCCAGAAGUGAGUGGAGGAAUGACCAUGAAACCCGGCUUGAGUCAGCCUUUCCCCUCUACAGUAUGCACAGGUACACUGGCAGAGGCAGCACAAGAGUGGACAAUGGCUGCUCAUAAACUAGACGCCGCACCACUGAGUGAACAGUCAGUCUUCACAGUGCUGCGGAGCACUACAGUUUCAGAAGUGCUGUUGGCUUCCUGGAUGACACAUAGGUUACCCUGAAUAUUCCAAUAAGCAUUGGAAAUCCUACAGUAUCCCAGAUUCAAACAUAAAUUCUGCUGUGGUUUUCUAAGUGGAAGACAUUGUUCCAAGUCUUAUCCUUCCUGCUCAGUGUCAGAGUCAACACAGUUUAUGUACCAUGAGGCUUCUGCCUUAGUGCUUGCCUGUCAGCCUUCCCAUUUAUUCAGUCUGUCAGACAGUUCAAGGUUAAAGGCUCUAAUAGGAAUGUCACUUGCACCACAAACAGAAGGAAAAUGCUUACACCUAGUUCCCACAACUCUUAGCUAGCAGUUACCAUGGCUUGCUUGAGUGUGCAGUACCAUCUCAGGAAGGAAAGGGAAGGAAUAUUACUUUCUAAGAAAGACAGGCGUGUGUAGACACACUUAGUAGGUUAAACUACUUUGAAAGAUUGCUUUUCUCGGUUAACAAUGAGGCCGGCUUUUCCUCCUCUCCACUUGGUGUUUAAGGUCAGACCUUCCACCGUGGACAGAGUUGAUGUGAUGUCACAAGAUAGGCACGUUCAUCUCCGGGCAAAUUUGAGAUUCUUUUGUUGUUGUUUAAGAAAUUACUCUUCAAAUACUUAACAAGUAGAUGCAAGUUCCAAAAACAAUGUUCUGGGUCCAAGUCUACUAAGCUCCAUUUGGUUCUUACAGC